This is a messenger RNA of Eremothecium sinecaudum, 1497 nucleotides long. It is a transcript of the gene GAS3, whose product is annotated as putative 1,3-beta-glucanosyltransferase. Gene Ontology annotation, biological process: fungal-type cell wall (1->3)-beta-D-glucan biosynthetic process. Gene Ontology annotation, cellular component: cytoplasm; fungal-type cell wall. The coding region runs from base 1 to 1497 and encodes 498 amino acids. The transcript has a single exon. Lineage: Eukaryota; Fungi; Ascomycota; Saccharomycetes; Saccharomycetales; Saccharomycetaceae. The record is from RefSeq and is a predicted model, not a curated record.
AUGGUUUCUCUACGCUCCGUACUGAUGCUUUUAGCAUUGGGUUCUCAUUACGCCAAUGCUAUUCUUCCUAUUGAAAUAAAAGGUAGGCGUUUCAUCAAAAACGUCCAGGUUCAUUCAGAUAGCGGUGUAAAGCUGGACAGCAAGGUUUAUUUUAUCAAGGGUGUUGACUACCAGCCAGGUGGAUCAUCUGGUUAUGAUCCACGUAGCGGCAAAGAUCUCUUGUCCGACAGAGAUAUUUGCGAACGUGAUGCCGCAGUCUUCCAGGCCCUGGGUAUCAACACAGUUAGAAUUUACUCUUUGAAUCCUGAUGUUAACCAUGAUGAGUGUAUGACUAUUUACAAUGGGGCUGGUAUAAGUUUCAUUUUGGAUGUUAACAGUGGCGAGCAGGGCGAAUCUCUAAACAGAGCUGACCCAUCUAGCACGUACAAUGAGCGCUACUUGACUCGUGUCUUUAAAUUUAUUGAAGCAUUCAAAGAAUAUACCAACGUUCUUGGUUUCUUUGCUGGUAAUGAGGUCAUUAACGACCAAGAAAACUCUGCCUGGGUAUCCCCACAGUAUAUUAGGGCUGUUCAGCGUGAUAUGAAGCAGUAUAUCGCCAAACAUGCCAGUAGACAAAUUCCUGUUGGGUAUUCUGCUGCAAACAUCGUUGAACUCAGAGGUCCAACAUUGGACUACUUACAGUGUAAUUCGAAGGACGGUAGCACUAUCGACAGUGAUUUGCAGGAGUCACGUUCGGACUUUUUGGGUUUGAACACGUACGAAUGGUGCUCUGGUAGCUCAGAUUGGAAAUCUUCUGGUUAUGAUAAAUUGAACGCUUCUGUAUCGGACGCCGUUAUACCUCUUCUUUUCUCUGAGGUCGGUUGCAUUCUACAUAUGCCAAGAAUUUUCGACGAGAUCUCGGAAGGUCUUUUUGGAGGACUUAUAAACACUUUCAACGGUGGACUUGUCUACGAGUACACCAAGGAGGCCAAUGGCUACGGGCUUGUUGAAGUUGACACCGAAGGUAAUGUAAAAUACCUACAGGACUUUGCAAACCUUCGGGAACAAUAUGAAAAGGUCACUCUCCCCGAUAUCAACAAGGACGAUGUUGCUGACACUAAAAUCUACAAGUGCGCAGACUCAGAAAUUUCUGCCGGGUAUUCCAACUUUGGAGUUAAAGACUUCGACGUUCCAGACCAGCCAGAUGAAAUUACCCAUCUAAUUGAAAACGGUGUUAAUCACAACAACAUUGGUAAGUUUGUUAACAUCACAUACAAUCAGAACCCAUCUAAAUACAAGGUCUACGAUCAGCAAGGAACUGAACUGAACUUGACUAUCUCGUACCCUCCACAAAACCUGAGAAACGCUAUCGUUGGCGGUAACAUUCCAGAGGUUGCAAGUACUACAUCAAGAGCCAGUUCUUCUUCAAAGAAUGAUGCUGCUGCCUAUGGGAACAAAGUUAGCAUUGGCAAUUCAUUUUUUGCUGUUAUUGCUUCCAUCUUACUAUCUUUUAUUUGA